AUGUUCAAGUUUGCUGCCCGUGCCCUUCGUACUCCUGCCUUGAGAGCCCCAAUCGUGAGCAAAGCUCCAGUGGCCUUUAGAGCUAUGCAGCCAAUCCGUUUUUACGCCGCUGCCCCAAUCACUAAGGAGGAGGUCACCAACAGAGCUUUUGAAGCUUUGAAAACCAUCGCUGCUUUGCAGGAGUCCAACAUCUCCAUCGAAUCCGAUUUCCAGAAAGAUUUGGGCUUGGACUCCUUGGACACCGUCGAGGCGCUUGUUGCUUUGGAAGAGGAGUUUGACAUUGAGAUCCCAGACAAGAUCUCCGAUGAAAUCAAGACGGUGGGCCAGGCUGUCGACUACAUUUUCGAGGAAGAGCAGAAGUUGUAA
Candidozyma auris is the source of this 366-nucleotide messenger RNA. RefSeq names its product acyl carrier protein (gene ACP12). Bases 1 to 366 code for a protein of 121 amino acids. Gene Ontology annotation, molecular function: acyl carrier activity; acyl binding. The record is from RefSeq and is a predicted model, not a curated record. Gene Ontology annotation, cellular component: mitochondrion. The transcript has a single exon. NCBI's taxonomy places the organism in Eukaryota, Fungi, Ascomycota, Pichiomycetes, Serinales, Metschnikowiaceae. Gene Ontology annotation, biological process: fatty acid biosynthetic process.